GUGACUUUUUUUCAGUGAAUGGAUAAUAGAUCAGUGCUUAGUGUUACCACUGACAGUCACGAACGUGUUCUGAAAUCAUGGCGCUACUCGCGAGAAUUGCCAAAUGCGAGGCGCGCAUUGUUGUAAGGAGUUACAGCAGUAGCGUAUCCACGGUUAAGAUGUACAUAGAUGGCCAAUUCGUAGAAUCAAAGGCAACGGAAUAUACCGAUGUCCACGAUCCGGCAACGAACGAAUUGUUAUGUCGCACACCAAAAUGCACGAAACAGGAAAUGGAGCUGGCCGUUCAGAGUGCGAAGAAUGCCUACGGAAAGUGGAAGAAUUCAAGCAUACUUACAAGACAAACUUUGAUGCUCAGAUAUCAAGCACUCAUUCGCGAACACUCGAAAGAGAUUGCAGAGAAUGUAGUCAAGGAAAACGGAAAGACGAUGGCAGACGCAGAAGGAGAUGUUCUUCGAGGACUUCAGGUGGUCGACGCUUGCACCGCGAUUCCCACUCUUCAAAUGGGCGAGAGUAUGCCAAAUAUCGCCACGGAUAUGGACAUAGUUUCUUACAGAGUUCCUCUCGGCGUAACUGCCUCUAUUUGCCCGUUUAAUUUUCCUGCGAUGAUACCGCUUUGGUCGUUUCCGGUGUCGGUUGCAUGUGGAAAUGCCACCAUUUUGAAACCGUCCGAACGUGUACCAGGCGCCUCCAUGAUCCUCGCCGAUCUGUUCACCAAGGCUGGUGCUCCACCGGGUCUACUGAAUGUCAUACACGGCCAACACUCCGCUGUCGAUUUUAUCUGCGAACAUCCGGACAUCAAGGCAGUUUCUUUUGUUGGUUCUGAUCAAGCGGGGAAGUACAUUUACAAACAGAGUAGCGCACACGGCAAACGCGUGCAGUGUAACAUGGGAGCGAAGAACCAUUGCGUUGUUCUUCCGGACGCGAAUAAGAACAAAACAAUUUCACAAAUUGUGGGAGCAGCAUUUGGAGCAGCUGGUCAGAGAUGCAUGGCUCUGUCGGUCGCCAUAUUCGUUGGUAGAUCGAAGGACUGGGUGCCAGAAUUGGUGGAGGCUGCGAAAAGCUUGAAGGUGAAUGCUGGACACAUUCCUGGCACAGAUCUUGGACCAGUUAUAUCUCCUCAGUCGAAGGAAAGAAUACACAGGCUGGUGGAAUCAGGGCUGAAGGAGCAGGCCACUUUAGCUCUUGAUGGCAGAGGAUUGGUUGUCAAUGGUUUUGAGCAAGGAAACUUCGUUGGUCCCACUGUGCUGACAAAUGUGCAGCCUUCCAUGCAAUGCUACACCGAGGAAAUUUUUGGCCCCGUUCUUUCUUGUAUUUUCACCAACACUUUGGACGAGGCUAUCAACAUUAUCAAUAGAAGUCCUUACGGAAACGGAACUGCUGUUUUUACGACAAACGGUGCAACAGCCAGAACAUUUACUAACAGAAUCGAAGCCGGGCAAGUUGGUAUUAAUGUUCCCAUUCCAGUGCCAUUACCUAUGUUUAGUUUCACGGGAAAUAAAGGAUCCUUCUUGGGUGACAAUCACUUUUAUGGUAAACACGGGAUAAACUUCCAUACACAGACGAAAACAGUAACGCAAUUGUGGCGAUCUGGAGAUGCUAGUGACAUUGCAUCUUCAACAGCCAUGCCAACAAUGCAAUAAAGACUGCCUAAUUAAAAAAUUACUCAUGCUGAAUGUCUACGCUUGAACAACAUGGUUGAAGAGAAAGAAGUCGUUAUCUUUAUAUACUAGUGAUACAAAUGAAACGGAGCAAUAUCAAAUAGCGGAUAGAUUGAAAUAAUUGAAGACAGAACUACUGCAUAAAACUGAUUAAAAUUAUUAAAGAAAAAAUCAAAAAUCUUCAAAGGAGAAUAUCAGUUCCUAAUAGUAUGUAAAAAAAAAAUAAUGUCUUCCAUUACAAUUAAUACUAAUGUUUUCCACUAUAUUAUACAUAUGGGAUGAAUGAAAGAAUGUUAUUUUCAUCAAUCAAAUAGAUAUAUAUUUUCUGUUGCAUUUAAUAAUAAAGGAAUAUUCUCUGGAUUUU
Messenger RNA from Megalopta genalis, 2022 nucleotides. RefSeq names its product putative methylmalonate-semialdehyde/malonate-semialdehyde dehydrogenase [acylating], mitochondrial. Gene Ontology annotation, molecular function: methylmalonate-semialdehyde dehydrogenase (acylating, NAD+) activity. Gene Ontology annotation, cellular component: mitochondrion. The record is from RefSeq and is a predicted model, not a curated record. Lineage: Eukaryota; Metazoa; Arthropoda; Insecta; Hymenoptera; Halictidae. Gene Ontology annotation, biological process: thymine catabolic process; L-valine catabolic process.